AGAAGGGCUGGAGUGAAGGCUCGGAAACCGAGCAGAGCAGCAGCACAAACGCAAUGAGAGAGUGUGUAUUUUUGGUACGCCAUUCCAUGCAUCUCUCCCUCCCCACCUCUCCUUCUUUGACGGUCUCUUGUCUCCCCCAUUCCCAAACACGCCAAAACUAAUUUCCACCCGCUCCACGUGCAUACCGCCAUGCCCCCCUCCCUCUCUCUCUCUCUCUCAUAUUAAUCCAAAGAAACUAAAACCCUACUCAAAUCAAAUCAUUCCCCUGUUGUGUUUGUUUAUUUACUUCUCUUCUCUUCUCGUCUCGUCCCCACUCAUCUUCCCCGGCGGAACCCAAAAACCCCAACAUAUAUCCCUUUUCAUUUUUGUUUUGUUUUUUUUAUUUUUUAUUUUUUAUUACAUACAUCCAUCGAUCGAUCACCAUGCCAACUCCUUCUCUUAGCCACUUCUCUACAGAGACUACUGAGAGUACUUGUUUAGAAGCGAAUGAAGAAGAUGAAGAGUCAGUCCUUCUCACCCUUCGCCCUCCAGGCCAACACAUUUCCAAAGUGGUCAGUCUUUCUCGUCGUCAUCAUCAUCAUCAGUACUCCUCCGACCAGGCUGAGAGUGGUUUUGUGAACCAUAGCAGUGAAGAGAGUGUAACCGUAGCUCUUCAUAUCGGACCCCCUAGUGUCGGCAUUAGCACAAGCAAUGGCAUUAACAAUGGUGCCCCGGUCGAGGGACAGUACUGGAUUCCCUCGCCUGCUCAAAUCCUUGUCGGCCCAACUCAAUUUUCUUGCUCUGUGUGCAACAAGACCUUCAAUAGAUACAACAAUAUGCAGAUGCAUAUGUGGGGGCAUGGUUCACAGUAUCGCAAGGGUCCAGAGUCACUGAGGGGGACGAAGCCAGCGUCAUCGAUGCUGAGAUUGCCGUGUUACUGCUGUGCUGAAGGAUGUAAGAAUAAUAUUGAGCACCCGAGAUCGAAGCCAUUGAAGGACUUCAGGACACUACAGACGCAUUACAAGAGAAAGCACGGAGCCAAGCCAUUUGGGUGUCGUAAAUGUGGCAAGGCUUUUGCAGUACGGGGUGACUGGCGUACUCAUGAGAAGAACUGCGGAAAGCUCUGGUUUUGUAUUUGUGGCUCUGAUUUCAAGCACAAGAGGUCCCUGAAGGACCAUAUCCGUGCCUUUGGAGGCGGUCAUGCACCCCACGGCGUCGAGUUCUGUGAGGAUGAAGAUGACGAUGAAAAUGAUGAGGAUAAUGGUAAUGGAGGCCAUGUCUCUGCGUACUAUUAAUGUGCAUGCAUAUGAGUUUACAAACUUCUGUUACUCCUUGAGUUUUAAAUUUUUUUAGGUAGUAUAUGGCUAUAUGCAGUGGUGAGAGAGAGAGAGAGAGAUGAUGAUGAAGACCAUGGUUCAUUCUGUGUAUUAUUAUUAGUAUAUGAAGUUUAGACUUUUAGUCUUGUACUAAUUAAGAAUGGUUAUCACAUGUGGAUGUCUUUGUUAGAUAGAUAGAUAGAUGGGUAGAGAGAGAGAAACAGGGAUAAGAGAGAGAGAGAGAGAGAGAGAAAGGGCAGAGAGAUAUCUAUUGCUAUGAACAUGAACAGCAGAAUCUGAGACUGUUCUGUACUCAUCUGUUGUCAUCUGCAGUCACUGAAUUAUUUACUUGACCACCUUC
Nelumbo nucifera (sacred lotus) is the source of this 1656-nucleotide messenger RNA. Its product is annotated as zinc finger protein WIP6-like. Gene Ontology annotation, biological process: anatomical structure development; regulation of gene expression. NCBI's taxonomy places the organism in Eukaryota, Viridiplantae, Streptophyta, Magnoliopsida, Proteales, Nelumbonaceae. Gene Ontology annotation, cellular component: nucleus. The record is from RefSeq and is a predicted model, not a curated record. Gene Ontology annotation, molecular function: DNA-binding transcription factor activity.